AUGGGUAUUGUUCCUAUACAAUGGGUAUUGUUUGGAUUUUCAUUUGCUUUUGGACCACCUAUCAGUGAAGGUUUUGGUUCAUUUCGUUGGUCAGUAUUAAGAUUUGGAGAAGAAUUUAAUCCAAAUUAUUCCCCAACUUAUCCACUAUUGACGUUUUGUGCUUAUCAAGCUGCAUUUGCUAUUAUAACGCCUGCAUUGAUCAGUGGUAGUAUUGUUGGACGCAUGAAAUUAAUUCCCUACAUGAUAUUUAUCUUUAUUUGGACGACAAUCUGUUAUGAUCCACUGGCCCAUUGGGUGUGGGCAAGUAACGGUUGGUUGAAGAAGCUUGGUACAUUAGAUUUUGCUGGCGGCACUGUCGUACACAUAUCAAGCGGUGUUUCGGGAUUUGUUGCGUCGGCCAUAUUAGGACAUCGUGUUGAUUAUGAUCCCCAUGAAAUUGGACAUAAUCUACCAUUUUCAUUAUUAGGAACUUGUCUCCUAUGGAUCAUGUAUGACCUAACCAGUGGUUUAGCUGCGUUAGCUAUUAUAAAUACAAAUACGGCUGCUGCUUCAGCCUUAUUGACAUGGGUUGCAAUAGAUGCAUUCCGAGGAUCAGUUAGUAUUAGUGGUGCUUGUAUUGCUCCAGUCGUGGGUCUUGUUGCAAUUACACCGGCAUGCGGAUAUGUUCAACCAGGAUGGGCUUUAUUAAUAGGUUUUGCCACGGCUUGUACCGCUGGUAUAUUGUUGCCGAUGCGUUUUUUAUUUGGUAUUCGAUUAAAAGCUGAAGAUGAAAUGAUAGGUUUAGAUCGAACAGGUUUACACAAUAAAGAUUUAGAUCAUUACACGAGUUUCAUUUUCGUUUCUGUUCUAGCUCAUGGUCAAAGUUGGGAAUUAUUCGCAUCAGUAGCAGCUCACACGUUAGUUCAAAAAAUAAAGCAGCAAUCGUUAAAAAACGAUGGAACAACACCAACUGUAAACGGUACUUUAGAAAUGCAAUAUCAACCGAAUAAUUUGGAAGAAAACCCAGUUGUAAUUAAAUUUCCCGUUUUGAGUGCGGACAUGAAAGAAGAAAAAACAGACGAGGUAUUCUCUCUGCAACUAUAA
This is a messenger RNA of Didymodactylos carnosus, 1083 nucleotides long. NCBI's taxonomy places the organism in Eukaryota, Metazoa, Rotifera, Eurotatoria, Philodinida, Philodinidae. The record is from the annotation of a GenBank genome assembly.